UCAAACAUUCCCAUCUCUAAUAAUGUGGUCACACUAGGGCUGCUGUUAAAGUAGUCGAAAAUUUAUUAUUAAAUAAGAAAUUUUGUCAGCAAAUAUGUUGAAAUUAAUUCGUCCGCGACACCUGGCAAAUAGAGCGUGCCGACUCUUAUCAACCCAUCAGCAGCCCAGUAGUUCUUGUCAAGAUGAGCUGAGUAGCACCGUCAAACGGAUCCGUGAGGAAAUGGCUGCUGACAAACAGAAACUAAACUGGCGUAAGCCAAUUGGCGACCGGCCAGAGGACUGGAAUAGCAAACUGAAGCUCUUCUCCGACUCGGAGCAGACUUCCGAUUUUAUAGUAAUGAUGCAGCAACCUCUUGACCUAAGUCCCUCAAAUCUGCGAAAUUGGUGGGACAAGCGAAAGGAAAGAAUUGAACGGCACAUGCAACAGUUCAUCCCAGAAAGGCACAAGAUUCUGGGACCUGAACUGGCGGCUGCCCACUUCAUACUUUAUCGCGGUGGUGCAGUCAAAUUUACUGAGGGACGACGCUGGCACCGAGCCACAGAGGAUGGCGAAUUCAGUUUACCCAAUAAAUUCAGUCCCGAUUAUAAGGUGGAAGCCUUACGAUGCGAUAAUAUGAUUCUAUACUUUGAAGGCUUGGAAAAUCUAAGAUGCCUCGAUCACUUAAAGUUUUUAUCCUUUCACAAUGUUUCCACCUUUGAUGAUUUCUGUCUGGACCGUGUUUCGGGCAGUGAAUACCCACGCCUCGAGGUAUUGGAUCUCUCAGGCACCAGAGUCACGGCCGAGGGCCUAUCCUGCCUUUAUCGUCUGCCUUCGUUGAAAUUGCUAAUUCUCAAUGAUCCCAAAGAAAAUCUGGAAAUGGAAUUGGCGACUGCUAUGCUGGAAGUCGCACUCGCCCCACUUAAAAUAGUCGCAUCUAAUGUUAUACAUCAAGAAGACGACAAUUAAAUGUUUUCUUAACAUGGCAAAUAUAAUCACAUAAAUAUUUA
Messenger RNA from Drosophila willistoni, 987 nucleotides. Its product is annotated as distal membrane-arm assembly complex protein 2. The coding region runs from base 95 to 946 and encodes 283 amino acids. The record is from RefSeq and is a predicted model, not a curated record. NCBI's taxonomy places the organism in Eukaryota, Metazoa, Arthropoda, Insecta, Diptera, Drosophilidae. The transcript has a single exon.